Messenger RNA from Callorhinchus milii (elephant shark), 1038 nucleotides. RefSeq names its product RAC-beta serine/threonine-protein kinase. The record is from RefSeq and is a predicted model, not a curated record. Gene Ontology annotation, molecular function: ATP binding; protein serine/threonine kinase activity. Gene Ontology annotation, biological process: protein phosphorylation. Lineage: Eukaryota; Metazoa; Chordata; Chondrichthyes; Chimaeriformes; Callorhinchidae.
ACGAUGAACGACUUUGACUAUUUGAAGUUACUGGGGAAGGGAACCUUUGGCAAAGUCAUUCUUGUCAAAGAGAAGGCCACGGGUCGCUAUUACGCCAUGAAAAUCCUUAGAAAAGAAGUAAUUAUUGCGAAAGAUGAAGUUGCCCACACUGUUACAGAGAGCCGAGUGUUACAGAAUACACGACAUCCUUUUUUAACAACAUUGAAAUACGCCUUUCAGACGAGCGACCGGUUAUGUUUUGUCAUGGAAUACGCCAACGGCGGGGAGCUCUUUUUCCACCUCUCCCGAGAGCGUGUUUUCACCGAGGAUCGCGCUCGAUUCUAUGGAGCGGAAAUCGUCUCGGCGCUGGACUAUCUCCACGACAAAAACGUUGUCUACAGAGACCUCAAGCUGGAAAACCUCAUGUUAGAUAAAGACGGACAUAUCAAGAUCACGGACUUCGGUCUGUGUAAAGAGGGGAUAACGGAUGGAGCCACCAUGAAGACCUUUUGUGGGACCCCCGAAUAUCUAGCCCCCGAGGUAUUGGAAGACAAUGACUACGGUCGGGCUGUGGACUGGUGGGGGCUGGGCGUGGUGAUGUACGAGAUGAUGUGCGGGCGCCUGCCCUUUUACAACCAGGAUCACGAGAAACUCUUUGAGCUAAUCCUCAUGGAAGAAAUCCGAUUCCCUCGCACUUUGUCGCCCGAAGCAAAAUCCCUUCUCUCGGGGCUGUUAAAGAAAGACCCAAAACAGAGGUUGGGUGGCAGCCCCGAAGACGCCAAGGAGGUGAUGCACCACAAAUUCUUCGUCUCGAUCAACUGGCAGGACGUGGUGGAGAGGAGGCUUACGCCACCAUUCAAACCCCAAGUCUCAUCCGAGACGGACACAAGGUAUUUUGAUGAUGAAUUCACCGCUGAAUCAAUAACAGUCACACCUCCGGAUAAGUUCGACAGCUUGGAUCCAAUGGACAGCGAUCAAAAGGCCCACUUCCCACAGUUCUCCUACUCUGCCAGCGUGCGGGAAUAGAUGCCUCAAACCCAGACCCCCAACUCCCCCCCC